Molecule: messenger RNA, 4128 nt
Organism: Trichophyton benhamiae CBS 112371
Lineage: Eukaryota; Fungi; Ascomycota; Eurotiomycetes; Onygenales; Arthrodermataceae
Product: WD repeat protein
Exons: 2
Coding region: 1-4128 (1375 amino acids)
Biological process (GO): positive regulation of TOR signaling
Molecular function (GO): protein binding
Source: RefSeq, a predicted model, not a curated record
AUGGCCGAUUCACCGCGCGGCCACAGCUCAGGCAUCGCAACUCCAGGUGCCUCUGCUGGUGCUGCACCCCCUCCACCACCGCCGCCGCCGCCGCCGCUACCUCCUCCACCUCCCCCGGCACCUCCCUUACCACCCCAGCGCUAUUCAAACAGAGCUACCAGUGCUCUUGCGCGGCUCGCUCAUCCAUUCAUCUACGGUUCCAGGCCUCCAAGCCCACAGCCUACUUCUCCACUACCAGUCCCAACACCACCUCCGGCCCUGGUGACUAGACCCAGUUAUACCAUCUCUCCUCCAGGCAGCGCUCCGAUAAUCACGCAUAAGACAGGAAUCCCAAUAUCGGCUGUUGACAUCUCCCCACAGCGCACUCAUGCCGUCGUCGCCGGAAGGGAAAUCCUUAAGACAAUACGCGUCACGUCUUCACAGUGUGUUGAAGAGACAAACAUCCGGUCCGCUGUGAUCGGCCACUCCUCCAGCCACCACCCUUCUGGACCGUCCACCAAAAACAAAGAACAUCUAGCUACCAAGGAUGUCAAGUGGUCUCAUUCGGAGUAUAACCGAAUCAUCGCCGCAGCAACAAGCAAUGGACGUAUUGUUGUUUACGACCUGAGCCGCCCUGGCGUGGAGUAUAGCCGCUUCCAUGAGCAUUCACGCCAGGUCCAUCGACUCGCCUUCAGCCCAUAUCGUGGGGCCUGGUUACUUUCUGGAAGCCAGGAUGCCACCGUGCGACUAUGGGAUUUACGCACGGUGUCUAGUGAUAGAGCUGCCAUGCAUAUAGGGAGUACAAGCGUGUUCAAUGGCCACAGCGAGGCAGUACGUGAUAUCAGGUGGUCUCCUGCUGAGCCUGUAGAGUUUGCCACAGCUACAGACAGUGGUGUCAUCCAGAAAUGGGACAUUCGUAAAGACAAUGUUCCUGUUAUACGGAUAAAUGCCCAUGAAAAAGCCUGUUCGUCUGUGGACUGGCACCCCGAUGGCAGGCAUCUUCUCAGCGGCAGUGUGGACCGCCAAGUAAAAGUGUGGAACUUCUCUUCGACUGACCGAAGACAAAAACCGUGCCUCCAACUGAGGACGCCGCAGGCUGUUUCAAAUGCGCGCUGGCGACCACCGUCCUUGACAGGUCAUGAUUAUGAGACCGCCAGCUGGGAAUCUACUCAGAUUGUUACGUCAUACGAUCAGGAAGACCCCCGUAUCCACAUCUGGGACUUUAGAAGGCCACAUAUUCCAUACAAGGAACUUGACCGUUAUGCCAACUCGGCUACAGACCUAUUAUGGCAUUCCCAAGAUUAUCUAUGGACUGUUACUUCGGAGGGUAUAUUCAUGCAGACUGAUAUCAGUUUAGCCCCUGAAGCUAUAGAGCGAAGAGCUCCAUGUGCGGUAACAUGGAGUCCUGACGGCAAAGUUCUCGCAUUUUUCGAACCACGUCGAAGAAGACACAGGCAGAGUUAUAACUACAGCAAUACAGAAACUGUUGAAUCCGUCCCUGUGCCUUCUCAACGAAGGGCCAAAGAGGGCGAGGACAAGUUACACACUGCCAGUCACAGUCUCACUGACGAGGCUCCCGAUGAUGGAUCUCAAAUUGUUGGAAUCCGAAAACGUUCAAACAAGAUAUCAUCAGCCAGAAGCUCUAAAUCCCUUAGUGCUACCCCACCCAUGCAAGAUGAUGAACUACAGGUCGUCCCACUUGUCAAGUCAGUCGGUAAUAUUAAAGAUAUUACCAAUCAACAAGACGGCAUGAUCGGACGUGUUGAGGGAGCAACAUUCAACCCGGAUGCUUUCCAUUAUCUAGUGCAUCAUUAUUCGCCACUACUGGCAGACCCGCUCAACGAACGGAAUAUGUCAGUUGAAGUUGUUAAACACCUUCUAGACGGGUUAGACGAGAAUACCCUGCAAGCUGCAGCUGUACGCUUCGACCGGCUGGCGCAGACUUGGCGAAUUGUAAGGUAUGCCAUUUCACAGGAGCUACUAAAUCAACACAAGCAGCGUCAACUUGAGUUAAAACAAAACAGUAUCUCCAAAGCUGCACCUAAGAUUGGUAGCCGUGGCAGUAGCACUAAUAUAAUAAAGCUUGAUCCAACUGUUUCUGAGAAAUCCAAGACUCGAAUCUUCAAAAGUGUUGUUGAUGGGGAUUCUCAAAGACUUAUGACACUAAGUCCGGAGCCUAAUUCUGGUGCUACAACUCCACUUGCGCGACCCAUUCCCGAUUCAUCAAUUGCUGCUGCUAUAGCUGGCGGGCAGGUACCAAAUACAGGCUUAAAUGAAGAGUUUGGGCAACUAAGACCGAUCCCAUCACUGAUUUUAUCAAGUGAUGAGGUGCUAAGCAAACAGGCGCAGGCGAGUGUGGCUGGCCUAGGCCUUGAUAAUGCCGAAGCUGUUUGGCUUCAAGAUACCAAUGGAAUGAAAACUCCGACAAACAAGCGCUCAACUCAACCCAAUGGCGAAGAACCAAUUCCGGACCAGACAAGAUCAGCUCCUCGAGCUAUAUCUGGUAGGGCAGAAUGGAGGCGUGAUGAGAAACCUCACCCUAAACCCGCUGGUGAUGAAUCAGCCAUUAAAGAUGAAGGUGAAGCAGACGAGGAAGUCAAUAAGAAGGAACAUGGCGACAUUAUUGCGCCACAGACCCAUCAAGUCUUUCGCAAACACUUGUUAUCAAUGGAGCGUGCGGCACAGGAGAGACCCUCUAUUCCCGUUACAUACAAACGCCAUGACUCUGGGGAGAGUUUUCCUAUGUUUUCAGCUUCAGAUAGCUCCCACCGCACAAAGUCCUUUGAUGAGGCAUCUUCUUCACUCACAAAUGAGCCUUCGCGUUAUGAAGGCUGGCCAUCGACAACUGAAGGGUCGCUACAUGAUAUACCCGAGCUAGAAGGGAGCUCUCCUCCUAGGCCCGGGAGAUGGGAAAACCACAGUGACUCAAUGAGUGACAUGUCAUUAGAGGAUUUACCUAUACAAUCUGCGACCGUUGACCUUGAAAGGCCUGUCAGCCCACUACCUUUCCUGGCAGAGUCAUCUCCCAUAAGAAAGCCUUCACGAGUUGGGUAUUCUCGUCCCCCAGCACGGUUUAAAACUCCGCCUGGUAUACGUAACCCUUCUCUGCCGCCAGAAACAUCUGUUACCCUCCCGCUCUGUCCAAAGUCUACGUCGGACACACCCUGGGGUGUUCAAACAAUCGUAAGAGAAAUAAUAAAACACUACUGUAGUAGUGCAUCUGUUGACAUUCUCUCUGCGUCUCACCUUCUUCAUAAGAUGCACAUACUCUACAGCUCUUGCGACGAGCUUCUACCCCAGGAAGAGCGGGAGCUAAUAUUCAAGACCUUCAACGAACAGCUUCUCCGGCAGGGCAUGUUUGUUGAAGCCGCUGAAUUUCGACUUGUUUGUGUUCCGUCAUAUCCAGCUCUCUAUGACUAUGCUCAAAAGGAUACAUUCAUUAACGUGUUUUGUUUUGAAUGCAACAAACCCUAUGAAAAUCCAAUCCAAGACAAUAAGCUAUGCCACCGAUGCAACACACCUCAACCCCCAUGUACAAUUUGCGUCAGUCGUAAACCCCCUGCAGAUUGGGUGACUGAAACCAACCAUGGCCCACGAACUAAUACCAACCUUACUAAUGGUUCUUAUACGAGCAUUAGCCCGCUUGAAGAUGGCUUAAUAUAUCAACAACAGGAACAACCUGGAUCUCGAUUAUACGGCUCAGGCUUAUGGUCAUGGUGCCAGACAUGCGGACACGGAGCCCAUACAGCGUGUUUAACUGCGUGGCUAACAGAUAUAUCACUUAGCGAAGGUGGCUGUCCCACUCCUGGAUGCUUCCAUGACUGUGGUCCCGGUCCUCGACGAGAACAGAACCGCCUUGCCCAACAGGAAGCUAGCAAAAGGUCGCGAAAUGCCUUCUAUGGUCGCAAGCCGAGCUCAACGUUUAUCAAGAGAGAUUCAUGGACAGCCGGCGAAAGCAGAGCUGUUGAAAGGGUCAGAGGCAUCCUUGGCGGAGGAGCUUCUAGUACUGUGGAGGCUGGACCUACCGCAGGCCAAGGAAGUACCGCCGGAUCUUCUUCCGGUGGUUUAGUGCCCUCAGCUGUUAUAUCUCCAAAGAAAGUCAGACUUGUUGCACCCGGUGAACAAGACACCGUAGGAAAGGAGCGCUAA